This is a messenger RNA of Diversispora eburnea, 345 nucleotides long. The record is from the annotation of a GenBank genome assembly. NCBI's taxonomy places the organism in Eukaryota, Fungi, Glomeromycota, Glomeromycetes, Diversisporales, Diversisporaceae.
AUGACAAGAGCUACCAAAUCUAUAAUGGAUUUUUUGAAGUUUGAGUCAUUGUUAGUUGAAAGCGCAAAAUCAAUUCAAGAUUUUAUAUGGAGUGGAGGUGAUGAAAUUGAAUCAUUUAAGAAAAUGACAACACGUAUGAUCCUUACUCCUACAAAAGACACUGAAGAAACUGAAAACAAGAAAAAAGAAACGAGUUGUUUCAUAAUUAAAAUGUGGUUAUUUUAUAAUGGUCAUCCAUUCCAGUAUAAACAUUUACCAGAACGUGAGGCUCAGAAAAAGGAAAUAUUGAAGUUAGAGAUCAACUCCUUAAAAAGAUUUUCAAACCUACAAUCUGAAAGAAGGUAG